AUGACCUCAUGCGCUCUCCUCAAUCUUCCAGACGAAAUCCUUCUAGAAGUGGCGAAGAGUGUUGGGGGCAUUUCCUACGAUCGUCAGAAUACACUUCGCAACCUGACCCUUACAUGCCGUCGACUACAGCCCAUAGCCACUGAAGCGAUACUCGAACACCCCGUCGUCAACAUCUCCGCGAUCCACGACCUGGUCCGAGUUUACUUCGCCAACCGCAUCAUCGCCCAGAAGACGAAGUCGCUCGAAGUGUUUUCAUUCCGAUUAAUUCGACACGUUCCCGAAUUUAGCACGGAGCUGAAAGAGUCGUGCCAUGCGCUCAUUCGAGAGUACGAUGUGAGCCCCGGUUAUAAACUCCUAUGGCUGCAGGACCUCGCAUCAAACGACAAGACGGCGUACAUGGCUGUUCUAAUCGCUCUGCUCCCGGGACUCGAGGACUUGCGAUUCGGUCCAAACGUAUUACGAGACUUGGCCAUUCUCAGCAAGCUCUUCUGCGACCGGACUGUAUUGACUCCUGGAUGUAGUCCGCCUUGCUGGGGUAAAGGCUAUGCCGAUGCAGUGUUUACACGCCUGGUUCCAAUGAUCAAGUCGCUUGAGCUGCCAGUGGAAGGGUACUCAAUGUUAAACACGGCAAGCUCGCAUAGUCCUCACCCGAGUCCCUUCGAGCCUUUCGCCUCUCUUCUUCGGCUUGCAAUCCCUUCGUGUGCGCUAGCGGACCUCGGCUUCGACAACUUGCCACGCACAUUGAGGAAUCUCAUUGUCGUAGGAGCAAAACGAGUGACCCACGUCGCGAUUAUGAACGACCUGUAUUGCUACAAGGAACGACUGCCAAAUCUCCGGGAAGUUCGAAUCUUCGAAAUCAAACGUCGCCCCGUUGGUCUAGAAAUCCCGGAACUGGAACACGUGCGUGUUUGCCUGAUCCCCCACAUUGCGUUCAGUGUCUGGCGUCCGGCCGGCGAUAACUUCGAGGCGGCCGAUGCGAAUGGCCAACCAUGGAACUACACGGAUGAUGAGCUGGCGGAGUUUGAAACGCUGAAGUCGCAGCGUCGGAUUAAAAAGAUUGAGCGGCAAUGGGCGAUGGCCCUCGGGCAAGGAAACGACUGA
Molecule: messenger RNA, 1101 nt
Organism: Trematosphaeria pertusa
Lineage: Eukaryota; Fungi; Ascomycota; Dothideomycetes; Pleosporales; Trematosphaeriaceae
Exons: 1
Coding region: 1-1101 (366 amino acids)
Source: RefSeq, a predicted model, not a curated record